Colletotrichum godetiae is the source of this 518-nucleotide messenger RNA. RefSeq lists its product as uncharacterized. The coding region runs from base 120 to 518 and encodes 132 amino acids. Lineage: Eukaryota; Fungi; Ascomycota; Sordariomycetes; Glomerellales; Glomerellaceae. The record is from RefSeq and is a predicted model, not a curated record. The transcript has 4 exons.
CAGCACAGCUCCCUUGCGCAAAAACCAAGAGCCCUCGACACGAAGAAAUCCUCAUCAAGCUCAGUCGAACGUCAAAAAAUACAUCUCAUCCUAAGCACUUGCCAUAAUAGCAUUUAGCCAUGACUGAUCAGAACCUUCCCGAGAUGUCGCCUUCCGACGUGAACUUCAUGUGUCACGUCUUCGUGCACAUGACCGAAAAGCCCGUCAUUGACUGGGACAGCUUCGCGGAGGCCGCUGGCUUCAAGAGUGCAGGUGUCGCUCGGACCCGCUGGGGACAGAUCAAGCGCAAAUUUGCCCUGGUUGACCAGGCCACCCCCAAGAAGAAGACCGCCCAGGCUUCUGUCAGCACUCCCGCUUCUGACUCCAAGGUCAAGAAGCCUACUGGACGCGUUGGCACCAAGGGAAAGAAGGGCAAGAAGGCUGUGAAGGACGAGCAGGAAGAGGAUGAGGUCGAUGAAGACAAGGCUGUUAUCAAGACCGAGGGCUUCAAUGUCAAGGAAGAGUUCCUCGACAUCUAA